This is a messenger RNA of Plasmodium fragile, 1752 nucleotides long. RefSeq names its product T-complex protein 1, theta subunit. The coding region runs from base 1 to 1752 and encodes 583 amino acids. Lineage: Eukaryota; Apicomplexa; Aconoidasida; Haemosporida; Plasmodiidae. Gene Ontology annotation, molecular function: ATP hydrolysis activity; ATP-dependent protein folding chaperone; ATP binding. Gene Ontology annotation, cellular component: chaperonin-containing T-complex. The record is from RefSeq and is a predicted model, not a curated record. Gene Ontology annotation, biological process: protein folding. The transcript has 2 exons.
AUGGGGGGAAAUAAUUCUCACAAAAAAAAGGAGCAAAACAAAUUUGGCAAUAGGCCGGAAAUCAAAUUGACAAAUGGAGGUCCAGUAUUUUUGACGAAUGCCGAGGGGCAAAAAUAUGAAUUCGCAAACAAGCACGGGUUCAACUCCGUCCUGAAGGAUGGGUACCGGAUCGUGAAGAACAACGAAGACGCAAUCCUGAAGAACAUCGAGGCGUGCAAAGAAAUUUGCGGGAUAAUUCAGACGUCCCUUGGGCCCAAGAGUAUGAACAAGCUAAUCAUUAACCACAUCAACAAGAAGGUGGUGUCCAGUGACUGUAUCACCAUCCUGAAGGACCUAGAGAUAAAUCACCCAGUGGUAAAUAUUUUGAAAAAGCUUUCAGAGACGAUGAACUAUGAAUAUGGAGAUUUCACAAAUUACGUUUUUACCUUAACAACGGAGAUGUUGGAUAAAGCUAGCCAUUUGAUUCAACAAGGAUUUAACAUAAAUGAUAUAUUGAGUGGGUUCAUUUUAGGAUACAAGGAAAUCGAGAGAAUCAUUUCAUCUGAAUUGGUUGCUUAUAAAAUGGAAAAUUUCUGUGAUGAAAAAGAAAUUAAAAAAGUUAUUAAAUCUGUUAUGGUCACGAAAAAUCUUACAAACAAUUAUGAGUUUAUAACUACUCUUUUAGCUCAAUGUAUAGCUACUCUCAUGCCAGAAGAUAAAGUGGAACUGUUUGAUGUGGACAAUAUUAGAAUAUCGAAAUUGAAUGGAGGGAAUUUAAUCGAUUCUGAGUUUAUUAUGGGGAUGGUAAUUACUAGGGAUACACAUGGAAUUGUUAAGAGGAAAGAAAAUGCAAAUGUCAUUGUGCUUAAUUGUGGAUUGGAAGCAGCUACGACGGAGACCAAAGGGACAGUACUCCUUAACAACGCACAAGAAUUACUAAACUUCACCAAAGGGGAAGAAGAACAAAUGAAAAAAAUUAUUUCAAGUAUAAAAAAAGAAGGAGUAGAUGUGAUCAUUGUUAAUGGAGCCAUCUCAGAUAUAGCACAACACUUUUGUGAUGCAGAACAAAUUAUGACAUUGAAAAUUCCUUCCAAAUUUGAAACCCUACGUUUGUGCAAACUUCUUAACAUAAGUUCCCUUGUGAAGUUAGCAGUUCCUAAACCAGAAGAAAUUGGAAAAGCCUCCUCCAUAUAUGUCUCUGAAAUUGCUUCCAAAAAAGUAACCAUUAUUAAUUCGAUUAAUAAAAAGGUCAGUACGAUUAUCCUAAGGGGGGCCACAUAUAAUCUGUUGGAUGAAGUGGAAAGAUGUAUCCAUGACGGAAUAAAUGCUAUAAAAAACGCCAUAAAAGGAAAUACUUUUGUGUAUGGUGGGGGUUGUAUCGAAGUUCAGCUAUGUGAACGACUUAAAAAAUAUGCUCAACAGUUAAAGGGUGUACACAAUUACAGCGUUAAAAUUUUUGCAGAAUCUUUUCUCGUUGUUCCACGUAUCCUUGCCACUAACUGUGGGUAUAACAGCACGGAUGUCCUGAACCAACUUAUUAAUGAACACAAUAAGGGGAACACCGAUGCUUGUGUAAAUAUAAAUAAGGACUCUUUUAUCACCUCCGCCAAGGAUAACUGCAUAUAUGAUAACCUCAAGUGCAAGAAGUAUGCUAUCGAUUUAGCCAUGGACGCCCUCCAGACCAUUCUCAAGAUCGACCAGAUUAUCCUGGCCAAGCCCGCCGGCGGCCCAAAGCCGCGCGACAAAAACCCCGACUACGACGACACCUUUUAG